Molecule: messenger RNA, 1971 nt
Organism: Hyaloscypha bicolor E
Lineage: Eukaryota; Fungi; Ascomycota; Leotiomycetes; Helotiales; Hyaloscyphaceae
Product: putative C6 transcription factor
Exons: 4
Coding region: 1-1971 (656 amino acids)
Biological process (GO): positive regulation of transcription from RNA polymerase II promoter by galactose; DNA-templated transcription
Cellular component (GO): nucleus
Molecular function (GO): zinc ion binding; DNA-binding transcription factor activity, RNA polymerase II-specific; RNA polymerase II cis-regulatory region sequence-specific DNA binding
Source: RefSeq, a predicted model, not a curated record
AUGUCGGACGAUGCCAGUGAGUUCUACUCUGCAUGUGACUGCUGCAGGACCAGAAAGUAUAAGUGCACCAAGGAGAAACCGACGUGCGCUCCUUGCUUGCAGCUUGAUUUGGAAUGCAACUACAGUCGGAAAGCUUCUCGCACGCCAUUGACGCGGAAUAACCUGACGGCUGCUGAAGAUCGAGUUCGAGAUCUAGAGACCACGAUCAAGGCCCUGUUUCCCGGUGUGGAUAUUGAGACGGUUUUAUCGUCGACUAUCCGGCCGUCAGAGAAUGCUUCUGUGAAGACCAAUGUUGCGGCUUCACCGAGCAGCAAAUUGUCACCCUCAUCAAGAGAAGCCAGUCACGAAGCCGAGGCAACUUCCGAAAGUUUACCACAGGCAGCUGAUGGCUUCGAUUGGACAGAGAAUGCUGUCAGUCUGAAUGAGCUAGCUGAUGGAAUGGCAGCCCUAUCAGUCAAUCCUGAAGGUGCAGGGUAUCUAGGGGCUACUUCGAGCGUUGUUCCUCUACGAGCUCUACUCAGUCGAGAGCGAGACGGAGAUCAACAAGCUUUCAGUUCUCCCAGCUGGCAUUCCCAAUCCAUGUUUUCAGAUCUAUUCCCCAUGAGUUUGCCCUUCUCGAAUAUUUCAGAAAAUACCUUCGUGGAUGCAUACUUCAGAUACUAUCACACCACAUAUCCCUUCCUUCACGAGCCACUGUUCCGUGCUCAGCUUCAAGGCAAGAGUCCUCGGCCUGAAGGAAAUUCGUGGACAAUCCUGUACAACGCUGUUCUUGCACUCGGAGCAUGGUGCAUUGGCGACGAUGAAUCUGUCAUGGAUGACUUCUUCUACCGAAAGGUGGCCCGAAUCUCAGAAGAGAGUUCAAUCUUUGAGAGUGGCAAUCUAGCCAUGGUCCAGGCACUGCUCCUGCUGAGCAACUACGCUCAAAAACGAAACCGGCCAAAUACAGGCUGGAACUACCUUGGACUUGCGGUACGAAUGGCUCUCAGCCUUGGUCUGCACAAAGAAUUUCCGAAUUGGGAAAUCACACAUCUCCAGCGAGAGAUGCGACGAAGAGUCUGGUGGGGAUUGUUCGUAUUCGAUAGCGGGGCAUCAAUCACCUUCGGUCGCCCUGUUUUGUUACCAGAGAGAGGUAUCAUGGACGCCAGCCCAGUUCUAAAUAUUCACGAAGAGUCUUUAACGUCACAUACAAACAUACUACCCGAUGAGCUUCCGUAUCCCACAGCCUACACAGGUCUAAUAUCACAGUCUCUGUUUCACCUCGAAACCAACAGUCUCCACCACCGACUAAUUUCAACCCCUUACCCACUACCUGAGGAGCUCUUGAGUCUCAACCAGAUCAUCGAAACUUGGGAGAACUCAAUCCCGCCGUACUUCCAGCUCGACUCUCCUAUCAUACACGCCAGCGAAGCAUUUCUCUUUGCUCGCUAUCGUCUGGAUUGGCGAAGCUGGAACCUCCAAAUCAUCCUCUUCCGUCCCGUGGUCCUCCAACUGGCAGGCCGGAGAAAGCAAGCCGAGCUGAGCGCCGUCCCUGAGACAAGCGAAGAGCUCGCAUGCCGCGAAAAGUGCAUCCAGAGUGCGAGAGCAACCAUAAACUCCAUCUCUGACUUCGUCGCCACCGGCAUGGUCUCAAGACUGAGUACUUGGUACAUGCUCUACUUCCUCUUCCAAGCCGGACUCGUGCCUAUCAUCUGUCUCCUCACCGACCCAACACAUCCCGAUUCGAUCCUUUGGCUGAACGACAUCCGCACCACCAGGGAUCUACUCAGUCGCACAGCCCUUACAAAUCGACUAGCUGAACGCUGUCUCAGCGUCUUCAAUCGUCUUUCGCCUGCGCUGGAUAGUGGUCUGUCUGAGGAUUUGGGUCUCGGAAUGUGGGAGGGGAAUUUCGCUGAUGAGUUUCUGAAUGAUCAAUUUGGUGGGGACAUGGGAGCUUGGGAUUGGGAAAAUGGAGAGAUUAACUGGACGAUGUAA